Plasmodium inui San Antonio 1 is the source of this 1170-nucleotide messenger RNA. RefSeq lists its product as hypothetical. Lineage: Eukaryota; Apicomplexa; Aconoidasida; Haemosporida; Plasmodiidae. The coding region runs from base 1 to 1170 and encodes 389 amino acids. The record is from RefSeq and is a predicted model, not a curated record. The transcript has 2 exons.
AUGACAUAUAACUUUGCCGAAGAGCUAAGAAAGGUAAUGAAUAGUAGCGAAGUAAGAGGAUAUUGUCAGACAAGAGGACGCGAGGGAGGAGGGGUGUGUAGAUUAAAUAAACAAGAUGCCCCCCCCGAGCCUGUGAAUGAGUGGCAAUAUGACAAAAACGGGGAUUGGAAUCAAGUAAAGAAUAGAGGAAGUCUCUAUCUGUUAAGUGGAAUAAUAUGUAGGGAAAUAGAACUAUGGCUUAAUGGGUUAUGGAAGAGCAAGAGCGAAGGGGGAAAGAUAAAACUGCGGGGGUGUUCAUAUGAGGAAUACAAAAGGAGCCUUACCAGCGCGCGAUGCCACGAGGGAGAUCAGAGAAAGAACUCUCUAUUAGAGUGGAGCGAGUUUGGAUCAAGGGACAUAUAUUCCCCAAUAUAUCCGAGCCAGAAGUCGUUUAUGAUCUGUUUGGAUAUAGUAAGGAUAAUCUUAAUGAUAUUAGCAACUCCUGAAAAAGCAAGCAAAGAGAAAGAAACAUCGGGCAACAUGGGGAACCUAUGUAGGCGUAUAUACCACGAGUUUAACGAUUGGGGAGGAGAGGCCAUGGCAAGGAAAUUGAUGAAGAGAUGGUUUAAGGUCAAGACCAAAAAGAGAAGGUAUCAAACCAGCCUCAUUCUCCCAGGGGGAACAUUAUAUGACGCAGUUAGAGCGAGUAUCUUAAACAGAAGGGCGGGGCAGGGGGGGUUGGUGUGUGUUGUCAGGGAGGAAAAGCCAAGGAAACUUGAAAGAUCCCGAGCAAACGAGCCUCUCCGUGGACCAAUAGAGUACCACACAGAAAGAAGAGGAUCCCCACAAAGGGCGCCCGACGGGGAAGACUUAGUGAAGGCAAUAGGAGCACUGGACGGGACAACAAUAAGAAAAAGGCAGGAGGAUUUGGAGGGGAGAUACAGGACGCGGGGAAUUAAGGUGAGGUUUAGUAAGGAGACACACCUGUUCGGAGCAGUGAUAGGAGUCUUAUUGGCAGCGGCGGGAAUAUAUGGAGUCUAUAACACAAUGAGAAGACAAACAAUCCGAAACUACAGGAGAGGUCAAAGGAGCAAGUUCGUCUUCCACCAGAAGAGAGAUCUAAAGAAGAACACUAGAGAAGGUAAGGAGCUAGAAUUCCAAAGGGUACCACAUUUGAAGUUUACGGUGUAG